UAUCGUUAUCGCCACUGCCAACAGUGAGACGCAAAGAAAAGACGUUUUUCCAUAGAGUUUCGUCUCCCUAUUCACUCAAGUUUCUAGAUUUGCUUGUGUGAUUGCUGGUUACUGACUACAUUACAGUGCGCGUAGCGACGGUACCCAAGGCGUCACAUUUAAUGACCUGCGAUGGUCGAGUUCACCCACGACGUGGAAUCGGAAUUGAUUGCUCUUGUCGAGGAACGGCCAUGCCUGUGGAACUCUAAAGACAUACAUUAUCACAACAGGCAUGUCAAGGAGAUGGCGAUGCGAGAAAUCACCGAACAAUUAGGAGCCGGGUUUACAGAAUCUAUGGUGAAGUCCAAGUGGGCCAACCUGCGCUCCCAGUUCCAGCGCGAGGUGCGUAAGAUCAAGGAGUCAGCACAGGGUGGCCACCCGCUCGACCGCUACGUACCCAAGUGGGCCCAUUACCAGCAGCUGCAGUUCCUUCGGCAGGACGACACUCCGGAGCCUUUCAACUACACGCCUGCCGAGCUACAACACGAUAAUAGCAUGGAUCACAGCCUUUCGGAUGCACACCCACCAUGUGAGCCCGCACCGCCUCCGGGCCACUCUCCCAUACCCCUAAAAAGAAAGUGCUACAGUGACAAUGGUGUUGGUGUUAGUGGAGCUGGAACCAGCAGCACGAGUAGCUUUCAACUGGGCCGGUACCGACGUGAGUCACCUCCGGAGGACCCUUGCGGUUCAACAGCCAUUGUGGCAGCUCCGGCAGUGGGUGCGUGCCGUGCCUUUGGCCUCAUGAUGGAGAACUGCGUCAGUGAUAUUCCCGAGGGCCCCAAUCGGGACCUGGCAAUGCUGGUCGCAUACCAAGCCCUUGUGAGGUUCAAGCUCACGCUCAAUGGCCAUGGCAGUGACGCAGUAGAUAUCACACUCUCGGAACUCUUCAGGAGUUGAGCAGCACCAUCAGAUCCCGUCAACCCGGGUCUGUGUGGUGCAUGCAGCUGCCUAAGCUGGCGUUGUUGUUGCACAAUGGACCAACCAUAAAUCCGCUGGUCUCAGUGGCAGAUUUAAGUGUGGAACUGCGUGGGGCUGCUUCUUGUCAUGGUUGAUGGUUUCUCAGAGGGUGAGUUUGUUUGCUGGUUAUCGUGUUCCUCGCCACGUUUGCAUGGUUGCUGGUGUGUUAGUUGAAUCUGAGGUGUAUAGAAAGGGGCCGGUCACACGUUGGCCAAAUGAAAAGCAGCCUUCGUCUGCAUUGGUGGCAUGUGUCAAUCUUAACGAUGCCACUGGUUAGUAUGAAAAAUAACUGUGCUGCCAAGAAAUUAUGUCCAUGUACAUGCAAAUAUGUGCCAUAUGAAACAUCAGCGCCGCUUGUUUAUGGCGAUAAUCUUUCUGUACUUGCCAUAAAAUGUGAAAUACUGACAGACAUAGUGAACACUUUGUUUUGUGCCCUUGUUAAUUGUUUUACCGUGCCUGUAACCAUUGCCUUUCAUUUGCUCUCUUCAGUCAGGAGUGCAUAUCAGGAUGCAAUGCAAGGUGUUAGACAUUUUCUGCUGAUUCAAUGCUUAAAUGUUAAGGUUAUGGUUAAGGUUAUUUUUAAUAACAUUAAGGUUUUAAAAAUCACAUUUGUGUGCGUUCAUUUAAUUGCAAGAUAAGUGCUUUUGACUGUUGAAUGUGCAAGACAAGAAUAACACCUCUGCACCAUUACAUACACAUAUUGCAGGCUUCACUUUUGUUUUGUUUUGUUUUUUCCUCACGUGCCAAUCAUACGUAUUGCAUAUGUCAGAGAGAAACUUUGGGGGGAAGAAAAAUAGGCAUACUGCAAAAUGAAAGUUUGCCUUGAAAAACAAAACUGAAUGUGAUACAGCAAAUCAAAGAAAGAAUUCAAUGCUAGACAUUAGGUAAGAUUUAGUGACACGGUUGUUUAUAGUAGUACAUUAAAUAAUGUACAAGAGACUCAGAGUUUUUCUUCGUUUGUUCUGCCAUGCUGUCAGAAGUGGCUGAAUGUGUAGUGAGGCUAUAAAGAAAAGUAAGAAAAAGAUGGCAUAUUGUUUUCAGUAUCCAUGUGUGUGCUGUCAGUUGGCAUAAUGUAUGUAUAAUAUAACUAGCCAAUAGUUAUUUUAUUGUGAUAGCAAUUCUAUGGACACUCUAGGCGCAGUCACACUGCUGCCGUCGUGCUGUCCCGCUAUAAACAGCCCAUGUGCCAUUUGUGCGCGGAGGCUUAGAGGGUUUACACAGACACAGAGUGUGUUUGGUUGCAAAAAACAACAAAGCGAAGUGGAUGCACCGUCAGUGAUGUCCUCAGUUGGCUCAGUGGCGGUGCCAGGAGAGCGUUUUGCCUUCCACUGCUGGCAUGAGCGUUGUGCGCAUGCAUACUAUAAGUACAUUAGCAUUCCUGCUGAGCUGCUGUGGUAUGCACUGAUCUGAGCAGAACGGACAGUAAACUUCGAGCUAACAUUG
Molecule: messenger RNA, 2439 nt
Organism: Dermacentor andersoni
Lineage: Eukaryota; Metazoa; Arthropoda; Arachnida; Ixodida; Ixodidae
Source: RefSeq, a predicted model, not a curated record